This is a messenger RNA of Rotaria socialis, 426 nucleotides long. NCBI's taxonomy places the organism in Eukaryota, Metazoa, Rotifera, Eurotatoria, Philodinida, Philodinidae. The record is from the annotation of a GenBank genome assembly.
AUGACAGAUUCAAAACCAAUUGUACCAAGUUUUGUUGUACAAGAAGAAGGUUCACGAAAAGUUUUAGUUUAUUUAAAUAUUCCCGAAUUAAAAGUAAAACGAUCAUUUCCAAAUUUUAUUAAAAAAGUCCCAGCAAAUGGUGAACAAAGAACAUUGAAUUUUCAGCAUCAAUCGUUGACAUUUACAAUACAUGUACAAACAAAAACUAGAGAAUCAAAAGUAUACUCACUAUCAAUUGCACGAUUGCCAGGCAAAAUUCGACCUGAACAAUGUUUCAUAAAGUAUCAACGUGGUGGUUGCUGGGCUACUUUGAUUAAAUCAGAACAAAUGAGUUGGAUGAAUAGAAUUUGUGAUGAUUUCACACCUGGCUUAGAUAUUCAAGAGAAUGAUAAUCGAAUGAAUGAAGCGUCGGCUCCAGUCGAAUAA